Molecule: messenger RNA, 1766 nt
Organism: Pieris brassicae (large cabbage white)
Lineage: Eukaryota; Metazoa; Arthropoda; Insecta; Lepidoptera; Pieridae
Gene: NGR-A23
Product: RYamide receptor-like
Exons: 11
Coding region: 345-1766 (473 amino acids)
Biological process (GO): G protein-coupled receptor signaling pathway
Cellular component (GO): membrane
Molecular function (GO): neuropeptide Y receptor activity
Source: RefSeq, a predicted model, not a curated record
CCGGCGCAGAUGUACGUGUAUGCUACGCUGAAACUUUUCCAAGUUGUCCACUGAACGCGCAAAGCUUAAAGCAGUGUUAUAAUAAUUCGAUUUAUAAAUUUUUCGUUGUUGUGACAUGUGUGAUUUCAAAAAUGGAACAACAAGUGUGGUGAUGUGAAAAUUUCAGUAUGCAAGGUUGAAAAUAAUGUGCUAUGUCAACUUUGGGUGUGUGAUAAUCGUUUCGCAAAUAAGCCAUAAGACAGCCGUCGUGCUGUUUGCUUCUUGUAUGCCGUUUGUGUUAGCACAGAAGGCCUGAUAAAGAACAAAGAUUAAUCUUAUCUACCGCGUUCAGGAGUUAAACAAAAAUGGACACAAGUACGCCUGGCUCAGCUCAAGAUGACGACGCGGACUGGGCUCAUAACGUUUCAUUAGAAGAAUAUUUAAGUCAUAAUUCCUCACAAGAUGUUUUUGACACCUUGUACGAUGUUCCCACGGGAUUGAUAGUAUUAUUAUCGUUCCUGUACGGCUCCAUAUCUGUAUUGGCUGUGAUAGGGAACUUUCUGGUGAUGUGGGUUGUCGCAACAUCGCGUCGAAUGCAAAGUGUAACUAACUGUUACAUUGCUAAUUUGGCGCUGGCUGAUAUAGUUAUAGGAUUAUUUGCAAUACCAUUCCAAUUUCAAGCGGCUCUCCUACAACGAUGGCUCCUACCUCAUUUCAUGUGUGCAUUUUGUCCAUUUGUGCAAGCUCUGAGUGUAAAUGUCAGUGUGUUUACAUUAACCGCGAUUGCCGUAGACAGACACCGUGCUAUCAUAACACCUCUCAGUGCUCACACAUCGAAGCGAGUGGCCAAAGUGAUAAUAGUACUAAUAUGGAUUUUGGCCUUAUCUCUCGCGGCACCAAUGGCCAUGUCCUGGGAGGUCGUCAUGGAACAAGAGCAGGAUCCAGUAUCGAAAAUGGUUUAUAACAAGCCCUUCUGCACGGCAAGUGAAUUCGGAUCAAAUUCUCUCGCGAUUUAUCGACUUUUGCUGUACAUUUUUCAAUAUGUCAUACCACUAUGCGUUAUAACAUUUGCAUAUGCACACAUGGCUAUGAAACUGUGGGGUGCAAGAGCUCCCGGUAACGCUCAAGAAACCAGAGAUGCUAAUCAUAUGAAGAAUAAGAAAAGGGUAAUUAAAAUGCUUGUAUUGGUGGUAGCUUUAUUUGCAAUCUGUUGGCUGCCUUUACAAAGCUAUUUAUUGCUGCAGACGUUGUUUCCAUCUAUUAACGAAUAUAAAUACAUAAACGUGCUCUUCUUCUGUUUUGAUUGGUUGGCGAUGAGUAACUCUUGUUACAAUCCAUUCAUCUAUGCUAUUUAUAAUGAAAAGUUCAAAAAGGAAUUCAAGCAGCGGUUUACCUUCGGUCAGAAGCGGAAUAGAUUUAAUAAUGAUAGCUAUGAUGACGGUCAAUCUUACAGAACGCGCGUCUUAUCAAUUCGUUCAACAAACGAAAGAAGUGUUUAUUUAACGCGAAAGCCCGUCAACGCUCCUGAUUCCAUAAAAGUCCUUCGCAAUUCUUGUCACUGUUCAAGAAAUGGAAAAGAAAAUAUUGGAAACCAUUACCGCUUAAAAGCCGACUUUGAUACAUACAAAAAUGGAAAUCAGUACGCACGAGAGCCGAGAAAAAGUACGAAACGUAUUUCGAAUGACGAAGACUUCCCUACAGGUGAUGAAAGAGUGAGUGAAUUGUACAUAUUCCCGAAUAGCAAUAUUGUUGAAUUUACUGACAAUUUAUGUGAUAAUAAAGUGUAA